Entamoeba invadens IP1 is the source of this 993-nucleotide messenger RNA. RefSeq names its product deoxyhypusine synthase, putative. The transcript has a single exon. Gene Ontology annotation, biological process: peptidyl-hypusine biosynthetic process. Gene Ontology annotation, cellular component: cytoplasm. Lineage: Eukaryota; Evosea; Mastigamoebida; Endamoebidae. The record is from RefSeq and is a predicted model, not a curated record. The coding region runs from base 1 to 993 and encodes 330 amino acids. Gene Ontology annotation, molecular function: deoxyhypusine synthase activity.
AUGGAAAGCGUUCAAGGCUACGACUUUUCGAAAGGAGUGAAUUACGAGGAAAUUGUGAAUAGCUAUAUGAGGACGGGGAUUCAAUCUUCGGGUGUGGGAAAAGCUAUUGACAUCAUUAACCAGAUGCUAACUUGGAAACCUACAGAGGAAGAAAAGAAAGCAUUUGACACUGAUGACACCCGCCCGAAAAAUUGCACCAUUUAUUUAGGGUUUACUUCUGAAAUGGUGAGUAGUGGUCUGAGAGAUGUUAUUCGUUAUUUAGUUGAAAACAAAUUGGUUGAUUAUGUAGUAACAACCGCAGGUGCUGUGGAGUCUGAUAUUAUGAAGUGUUUAGGUGACUUUAAAGUUGGUGAUUUUUAUAUGAAAGCAAACGAAGUUGAAGGUGAGAGACACGGGAAUAUUAUCUUCCCCAAAGAUCUUAUUGAGAAGACAAAGAAAUGGAUCAAAGAAUUCUUGUUGAACAUUGAGGAAUCGGAAGACCCAGACAUUCCAUUUACUCCAUCGCAACUCAUAGAGAUGAUGGGACAAAAAGUAAAUGACAAAAGGUCGAUUAUCUACUGGGCGUCACGAAACAAUAUCCCAAUAUUCUGUCCUGCACUUACUGAUGGUCUCAUAGGAACUUGUUUAGUCGAGUUAAAUGCACAAAGAAGAAUGCAUAUGAAAAUCGAUAUAGUACAAGACUUACGCCUUGUGAAUUCAUCGACUAUUCAUUCAAUAAAGACAGGAGUUAUCAUUUUGGGGGGUGGAGUGAUGAAGCAUCAUAUUAUGAAUGCCAAUUUAAUGAGAAAUGGGACAGACUUUGCAGUCUAUAUUAACACUGCUGGGGACUUUGAUGGGUCUGAUGCGAGUGCAAGACCAGACGAAGCGAUAUCUUGGGGGAAAAUUAAGGUAGGAGCGCCGUAUGUGAAGAUAUUGAGCGAGGCGUCACUUGUCUUCCCACUUAUAGUCGCAAAAACAUUUGCAGUGACUAAGAGAAACAUGGGGAUUAAUUAA